AUGCAAGAAAACGUUAUACCUUCAUUCAUAAGAGCACAAUUGGAACCAAGAGGCAUAUACCUACGAGAAGACUGGCUAACAGAUACCAUCCAAAGAAUAAGACAAAACCAACCCGACCUACUUGUAGAUUUUGAAAAUAAUCAACAAAACCAAGAAGAUCUUCUCAAAUGGGUAUACUUCCACUUUCUAAAAUCGCAUUUAUGCGACUCCUCAACUCCACGGCUACCACCAAACGUUAAAGCGAUCUCUAAUAAAUGGAUAGCGGAUAAUCAUCAAGGAUUCGUGUUAGAAAUCGAAGAAUGUUUGGAAGUGGGCACGGCCGCACAUAGAUUGUAUAAUAUUAAAAAACAGACAGACGAGGGGUAUUAUCUUCAGGGACACAAGUAUGUUGAGUUAAAAAGAGAGGAGGAUGAUAUGAAUGAUCCGAUGAUUUCUUUCCCGAGAGCUAUCCUGAAAAUGACGUUGACUGAUGGAUACCAAGUUGUUACUGCGAUGGAAGUGAAGUUAAUGCAAAUUGAACAGGGUGGAAAGUUUUUAUCGUUAAGUAUGAACACGCCAAGGGGUACAAAGAUAAUGGUACAUAAUGUCAAAGUGAUUAAAGGCAUCUUAUUGUUUGAUUCUACUAAUGUAAAAUUUAUUGGUGGAAUUGAUGAUGAACCUAAACCACUUGAAGAAUUGGAAGAAAUGUUGUGCAAAAGAUUAGGGAUACAAGUGGCUUCACUUACUCAAAGUAAUAUAAACACCGCUAUUACCGGUACUGCUACAAUAAUCGAAACUGGCGGGAAUAACCUGACAACGGCAACACAAAAUUUCUUUCCACCAAUUAAUGCGCAAGCAACUUCCCAACUGGAAAAUCGGAAUAUUCAAAGGUCAUCAUUAGCAACAACACUGGCUGAUGAUAUAGUUCUUGAAAAUAUUAUAGGAUCUGGUGCACCACCGCUACCAUAUAACACCAGCACGAAUUUUUCUUCAUUUGGAAAGGCGGCAACAAAUACAACACCUAACGACUCUUUUGCACAUUCGCCUAUGAAGAUUAAUUCUCCAUUGAGAAUUGGUGAUGCUGCCGUCACUGCAAAUUCAUCAAUGAGGAUAGGUGCAGAUACACAACUCAUAAAUUCUUUUGGAUACUAUUCAUUGGGCAACAAACAAGAGAAUUCGAUAACUAAUGCUGCUAAUACAUCUAGGACGAACGAUAAUAUUAAUCCUUGGGCUCCAACUUACCCAAACACCGACAUGUCAUUUGUAAGGCCGAACGCUUCUUUUGUCAAUCCAACAUCAUUAUCAUCAUCUAGUACUGCGAAAAAAAGGCCCAUAGAUGACGUGAGUUUUAGCAGUCCUGAAAACUCUCCUAAAAAUUCAGCGAUAAACAAUUCAAUUGUAAGACCGGACAAUGAAAUAACAGCAGAACAUUUAUAUGGAAAUUCUAUGAGCAGCAGUACAGCUAACGACAACCACGCCUCGAAUAAUCCAAAUCAACUAUGCAAAGAACAAGAAUUGAUUGAUAAUAAAAACGAUGUCAAAAAAGAAAGCCACGAAAACAACAGCAGUAACAAUCAUGCAAGUAAACCCCAAGAGAAUUCUUUUGGAAAUUCUAUGAGAAGGACGACGGACGAUGACUAUCUUUUUUCUAUCUUUGGUACAAAAAAAAAACUGCUGCCAUCAUUAUCACUUUCAUCCGAAACUCCAAUUGCUGUAAAAUCUGGAGUUGACCCAUUCGAGCACAUUACCGAUGUUGCUGAUAAUUUACCAGAGCUUUCGCCUGUUUCAUCGUCAUCAGCAGUUAAACAAAACGAAUCUACAUUACUUAUCACACAAACGACAACGCCUAAAAAGCUUUCUAAACAAAGAGAACGCGUUCUAGUCUCUUCAUCUUCGUCAUCGUCAUCUAGAGGUACUAAUUCUUCUGGAGAUCAAGACGAGAGCGCCUUUUCAAGUGCGAAAAAAGAACUUAUGAUUAAAAGCGUAUUUGAAGAUGAAGAAGACGAUUCUUUACCGGAUCCAGAAACUUUGUUAUAUGGUAAACGUACAUCACAAUUGCUCCAACAACACCAACAUCCUCAGAGCCCAAUAACUACCCCCAAUGACCCGACAACUAAUAAUAAUGGUAGCAAUUUAUUUUUGUCUCCCGAAGAAUCAUCUCUUUCUAUCAGACAGCAGAAUGAAGCAAUAAAUUAG
Molecule: messenger RNA, 2175 nt
Organism: Ambispora leptoticha
Lineage: Eukaryota; Fungi; Glomeromycota; Glomeromycetes; Archaeosporales; Ambisporaceae
Source: the annotation of a GenBank genome assembly